Messenger RNA from Chroicocephalus ridibundus (black-headed gull), 1875 nucleotides. It is a transcript of the gene FKBP7, whose product is annotated as FKBP prolyl isomerase 7. Bases 1137 to 1676 code for a protein of 179 amino acids. Gene Ontology annotation, molecular function: calcium ion binding; peptidyl-prolyl cis-trans isomerase activity. NCBI's taxonomy places the organism in Eukaryota, Metazoa, Chordata, Aves, Charadriiformes, Laridae. The record is from RefSeq and is a predicted model, not a curated record. The transcript is spliced from 4 exons.
GGUCAGCGGGACCCGCUGCUCCCCCAGCUUGGGGUCCACGCUAAGCACCUCUGAUUUAGUAAUUUCCCCUUUUCUCAGCCUGUGUUUUUCCUCAGCCGAGUGUUGAAGGAUGUAGGGUUUUACCUAGGGUCAAGAGGGACCAGUGCUUGAGGUAGGCUGGAAGCCGCGGGGACCCACGGGGAGGGUCGCUGGGGGCGACGCGCCUCACAUGGAGAGCACCCCUUUGGCAGGGCGAAAAUAAAAUAAACCCAUACACACCACCAUGUCGCCGCCUGCCAUGUUCUGGGCUAUGAUCCGUGCAGAAGAGAUGGGGUUUGGAGGAGGAGCUCCUGGCAGCGACACGGACUGGUUAUUUUAGACACAAAGUUGAGUACUGCGUGCAGUUCUACAUAGUUGGCUUCGUGCGGGGCAGCCACAUUACACUAGUGGUUUGCAGCCUUUAUGCCCCUUCCCUGUCGCUGCUUCUCUCCUCGAUUUGUGCUGCCUUUCUCUUUGCCCCAGUGUAAGCAAUUAGCCUUCUGCUUUUUUGCUUUCUCCCAUCCGUCUGUCUUCAGGCUGUUUCAGCUCGGUUUAGCUGUCUUUGCACACAGAAACCGUCGUGCAAAAGCUUUAUGUUUAGAGUGCCUUGCUUUUAAUGGUGGUGCAUCCACCAUAGUAAGGCAGGACUCAACCUGUGCAGAACUGUGGAGGAGAGUGUUUUCUUUGGGUACCUGGCUCAUUCCUUACCCAUAUUUGGGCAAAUCAGACAGUAGCCUAGUUCAUUACAAAAUCUUGAUUCGUUCCUCCCACUUGUAUCAUUUAAGAAAAAAUCAAUAUAGGGUAAUUCUACAUUUAACAGUACCAUUUUACUUGCAUUCUUUUGCCUGUUGAAGGGACACUUACAGUGUUUCCCUCUGACUUUUGAGCUCUGUGUUGCUCAGUCGCCAUUCAGUGUAGCUCCCAUCCUGGGGACACCUCAUAUGACCAGAAGCUGGCUCAAGCACUGAAUAUCUGAACCGGACAGAGCAGUGGAUGAGCACACAAUACCGUAGCCAAGAUUGCCAGGUUCCCCCAGCACACCUGUGCAUGGUACAUCCAUCCUAUCCUACAGUGAUGUGAACUGCUGAAGACGCUCAUGCUGGGAGCAUGAAGACUGCAUGCUCCCAGCGCUCCUCCUCUUGCAGACUUCCUGCAGCGGCACCUUGUUUCUGGCAUGCAGUAUAUAUGAUCAGGAAAAUCGGAUGUUUUUUCGGACGCAAAAUGAAGGUCAUCCAAAAUGGUUCGUUCUGGGUGUUGGACAAGUCAUAAAAGGGCUAGAUAUUGCUAUGAUGAAUAUGUGUCCUGGAGAAAAACGGAAAGUGAUCAUUCCUCCGUCAUUAGCAUAUGGACAGCAAGGAUACGCACAGGGUAAGAUUCCACCCAAUGCAACAUUGAUUUUUGAGAUUGAACUUUAUGCAGUAAAUAAGGGACCUCGCAGCGUUGAAGCAUUUAAUCAAAUAGACAAGGACAGUGACAAGAAACUCUCUGAACUUGAGAUAAGCCAGUAUUUGAAAGAAGAAUUUGCAAGAGAUGGCAAAAAACGUCAUCCCUCAGUCCAUGAUGAAAUCUUAGCUGAUAUAUUUAAGAAGAAUGACCACGAUGGAGACGGUUUCAUAUCAGCAAAGGAGUACAAUGUCUACCAGCAUGAUGAACUCUAAGUACUUAAAAAAUCUUUGCCUGUUUUCUGGACACUGAAUUUUAAAUAAUAAUACUUUGUCACAGAACUUUUUGUAUUUUUUUUAUAGUGGCAUCUUUUUAUAUGUGACUGUAAAAAUCUUAUUUUUAACAUUCAACUAAUAAAAUGUCUUAGAUAUUUCAGAAGAAAGAAAUAAAAUUGGAAAACACCGUGAUCUAUCA